CAUUGGUGGCAUCCAUCUACAUUUCUUUCUUUUGGAAGACAUGGUGCUGGCUGUUUGGUUGGUCUUCUUCAUGUACACCUGGAUCACAUGGAUUCCAGAUGCUUCUGCUAUUUCUGCCAUCAAGAGACACCACCAGCAAUGCCUGGCUUCAGUGAAACAAACACGCAUAAGGGAAACCAGAAUGAGGAAAGACGACAGUACGAAAGUCUGGCCCUUGAAACGUGAGCAGUUGUUGCACAUUGAGGACCACGAUUUCUCCACAAGGCCUGGAUUUGGAGGUUCGCCAGUGCCAGUAGGUAUAGAUGUCCAGGUUGAAAGCAUCGACAGCAUUUCAGAGGUCAACAUGGACUUUACGAUGACAUUUUAUCUCAGGCACUAUUGGAAGGAUGAGAGACUCGCCUUUGCUAGCACUACAAACAAAAGCAUGACCUUUGAUCACAGACUGAUUCAAAAGAUUUGGGUCCCUGAUAUCUUCUUUGUCCACUCUAAAAGAUCCUUCAUCCACGACACAACCGUGGAGAACAUCAUGCUGCGAGUACACCCAGAUGGAAAUGUUCUCUUCAGUCUCAGGAUAACGGUUUCGGCCAUGUGCCUUAUGGACUUCAGCAGGUUUCCUCUGGACACUCAGAACUGCUCUCUCGAACUAGAAAGCUAUGCCUACAAUGAAGAGGACCUAAUGUUGUACUGGAAACACGGCAACAAAUCCUUAAACACUGAAGAGCACAUUUCCCUUUCUCAGUUCUUCAUUGAGGAGUUCAGCGCAUCUAGUGGAUUGGCUUUCUAUAGCAGCACAGGGUGGUACUAUAGGCUUUUCAUCAACUUUGUGCUGCGGAGGCAUAUUUUCUUCUUUGUACUGCAGACCUAUUUCCCAGCCAUGCUGAUGGUGAUGCUGUCGUGGGUUUCAUUCUGGAUUGACCGGAGAGCUGUUCCUGCGAGAGUGUCCCUGGGAAUCACCACAGUGCUCACCAUGUCCACAAUCGUCACUGGUGUGAAUGCCUCCAUGCCCCAGGUGUCGUACGUCAAGGCAGUGGACGUGUACAUGUGGGUCAGCUCCCUCUUUGUGUUUCUGUCGGUCAUUGAGUAUGCAGCGGUGAAUUACCUCACCACAGUGGAAGAGUGGAAGCAACUCAAUCAGAGAAGAAAGAUUUCUGGAAUGUACAAUAUUGAUGCAGUUCAAGCCAUGGCCUUCGAUGGCUGCUACCAUGACAGUGAGACUGAUGUGGACCAGACUUCAUUCUCUCAGCACUCAGAAGAGGACUCCAUGAGAACAAAGUUCACAGGAAGCCCCUGCACAGAUUCAUCUCAGUUAAAGAGAAAACCCAUGGGAGGAAAUGUUGGUAGAAUCAUCAUAGAAAACAACCAUGCCAUUGAUACCUAUUCUAGAAUUGUGUUUCCCAUUGUUUAUAUUAUAUUUAAUUUAUUUUACUGGGGUAUAUAUUUAUGAGGAGGACGUUUUGUUUAUUGACUUUUUUCUCUUUGCAGUAAUCAGACCUUGCACAUGCUAAUUAAGUGUUCUACCAUCUGCAGCCUGAAGAGGAAUUUUUACUGUAAACUUCUAUUAGAGUCAGAUGGUGUUAUUUACCUCCUGGAUAUGACCUAGACAGUUAAACUGGGGCAGAGCCAGUCAUGUCUCUUGGCCUAAAGAAGAUG
Molecule: messenger RNA, 1650 nt
Organism: Myodes glareolus (Bank vole)
Lineage: Eukaryota; Metazoa; Chordata; Mammalia; Rodentia; Cricetidae
Gene: Gabrr3
Product: gamma-aminobutyric acid type A receptor subunit rho3
Biological process (GO): monoatomic ion transmembrane transport
Cellular component (GO): membrane
Molecular function (GO): transmembrane signaling receptor activity; extracellular ligand-gated monoatomic ion channel activity
Source: RefSeq, a predicted model, not a curated record